AUGAGUGAGGAAGAUUUCACGCGGUUACCGCUAGAGCAGAAACUCGAUCACAAGUUGUGGAAAGCCAGACUCAAUGGGUACCAAGAGCUGAAUCAAAAUUUCAAAGGCGGUAAGGGCCAGGAACACUGGAGAAGGCCGGAGUUGUUUGGAAAGUAUCUUAUGGAUUCAAACGUAGUUGCACACGAACAAGCUGUGAUCAGUUUAGAGACUUUCCUCAAAGAGGUUGAUGUGCCCGCCAAGGGAAUUGAUCUGAAGACCAUUUUUGAAAUUUGGAUCCCUGCACUGGCUGAGAAGGGCCUGUCGUCAUCCAGGGCCACAACUAAGGAAAAGGCUAACGAGUGUAUUAUUGUGCUAUGUUCUCUAGACCGAUCCAUUAUGCAGAGUGUGGAAUUGAUACUGCCGUUUUGUGAAAAAAAGAUGCCGAAAUUGGUAGCGAAUUCAUUGCACAGUUUGAGAGAACUGAUUAAAUCCUUUGGGCUAACCAAUUGCAAUUCUCAACAGUUGCUACCGCAACUGUUGGCGCCAUUAGCUAAACUAGCAGGACAUGCAGACAAAAACGUUAGGUCUGAAACGUUGGGACUGAUUGUAGAAAUUUACAAAUGUACAGGUAGAAAUAAGGCUUUUUUACAAGAAUUAUUAUUAGAUCAAUUAAAGCCCAUCCAACAGAGAGAGCUAGACAAGUUGUUUACAGCGGCAGAUUCGGAAAAUCCCCAAGAUCAGGCAUCGAGGUUAUUUGUAUGGCAACGGAGGGAACAAGAAAAUAGUGCGAAGGAUCACGAUGGUGACACGAUAAUGGAACAGCAAUUUUCUCAAGGUCAUGGGACUUCAGCUGCACCGGCAUCUGUACCGGCAGCAGCAGCACCACCGGUCCCCAUUGAUCCCUUGGAUCUUUUGCCAGAACAAACUAUUCUUGAUAAGUUACCAGAAAAUUUUUACAGCAGACUUUCAUCAAGCAAGUGGAAGGACAGAGUGGAAUCGUUACAAGAAUUUUACGACAGGGUACUAGUACCUCUGAAAAAGUUGAAGUUCCACAAGGAAGAUUAUAGCGAGCUUUUGUCUGCACUGGGUCACGUGAUUCAAAAAGACGCCAACGUUCAGGCUGUAUCCUUGGCGGCACAAUGCGUUAGUGAAAUUUGUCAGAAAAUGAAAAAUACCAAUUUUAACAAACAUUACGUCGGGUUCGUGUUUACCCCAUUGUUAGAAAGAACAAAGGAAAGGAAGACUACAGUAGUGGAGACCAUUAGAAAUGCGUUGCAAGCAUUAUGUCGACAACAGUAUCCAUUAGCUUCUCAUGGUCACAAUGAAGAUAUGUUGCAAGAAAUCUUAGAUUUUAUGAAGCACAAGACCCCACAAAUUAGACAAGAAACAACACUUCUUUUCAUCUUUAAUCUAAAACAACUAGGUCAACAAUUAGGUGGUAAUGGAGCCAAGAAGAUCCUACAAAAAUAUUUGCCCGAUGAAAUUUGCCCAGCAGUUACCAAGAUUGUCAAUGAUACUCAACCUGCCAUUAGAGAAUGUGGAUUUGAAUGUUUUGCAGUUUUGAUUAAAAUUUUAAGUAGAAAAGAAUUACAUUUUGAACUUGAAAAAUUGGAUAAUUUGAAAAGACAAAAGAUUCAAGAUCAUUUAGAUAAACUGCCUGAGUUAGAAUCGUCAGUCGAAUCAGAACCAACAGCAGCGGCGUCUGCGACGGCAACAGCAACACCAACGACAGCGGCAGCACAAUCACCUACGGAAGCUUCCACAAUUCCUUCUAAAAGGGGCCCCACUUCGCCGCUGAAAAAAUCCAAUUCCCCCAAUGUGCCAAAAUCAAGAGUACUUCUCACUUCAAGAACUUUAGGAACACCACCGGCAAACGCUCCUUUACAACCAGCAGCUACGACUACUUCCCGCACGCAGGCACAAGCACAAUUUAACACAGAAUUAACCAAGUUGCAGAAGGAUAAAUCUGAGUGGAUCCAAGAACGUCAUCAGCUAUUGUCCCAAGUGAACAAAUUAUCGAAUUCUCAAACCCAGCUGGUCAGUGAAAACGAAGCCCUUCGAGAGCAGUUGAAAUUGUCACAAACGAAUCUACACGAACGCGGACUACAGCUGAGGUCUAAGGACCUACAGCUUACCAAACUACAAGAUCGUAUUGCUCAAUUGGAGCUAGAUCUAAGAGAAUCUCACAUGCAAAUGCAACAACGUCAACUCUCAUCCUCUGAGCCUGCGUCCGCCAUAUCGACAAAUCUUGGUGUAAGAUCCAUUUCCUCAUCUUCAAUGGAUCCUACAAGUGCAACAGGGAAUGGCUAUUCCAACAGAUCAAAACAUCUAAGAACUCCAAGCGAAUCCAGUGAUGAUCUGCCCCGCCGUGUAGAUUCACUACAGCUAUCUAGCAGUCAACCGGGUGUGGCCGGUGUAACUGGAUCACUAUCAAAUCCAGUCGCCACAACAACUACUACCAGCAGCUCAUCCAGCGAUGCUAUCAAUGAAGAAAGUUGGAAGCGUGCCGCCGAGGUAACUUCACAGCUAAAGGCAAGAAUAGAAAGGAUGAGAGCCAAAACCAGAGGUAUAAAAUAA
Zygosaccharomyces rouxii is the source of this 2556-nucleotide messenger RNA. RefSeq names its product Stu2p (gene STU2). Lineage: Eukaryota; Fungi; Ascomycota; Saccharomycetes; Saccharomycetales; Saccharomycetaceae. Gene Ontology annotation, cellular component: kinetochore; spindle pole body; centrosome. Bases 1 to 2556 code for a protein of 851 amino acids. The transcript has a single exon. Gene Ontology annotation, molecular function: microtubule plus end polymerase activity; microtubule plus-end binding. The record is from RefSeq and is a predicted model, not a curated record. Gene Ontology annotation, biological process: microtubule polymerization; establishment or maintenance of microtubule cytoskeleton polarity; mitotic spindle organization.